GUGGUGAUUUGCAAUGGCCCUUGCAGCGCGGUGUUUCGCUAAUGUAUUGUUUUAGGCCGGUAUUCAGAAGCAAAAGGCGGUGCUACAGAAGCAUGCUGUUGUGGUGAAAGAAACGCAAAAGAAGCUGCAAACUGCGAUGCUGGAGCUGCGUCUGUUAUCUUUAUUCCUACUGUAACGAAGAAAUGCUGAUGGUCACGGCAGAGCAAAUGCAAAUCGAUAUCAACACUUCGAAGGCCACACUAGAGGAAGUUGUCGCCGGUGGUGAUAAGCUACGAAAGGAGCUUGAGAAACUUGUCCAGCACGUUGCGGAUGAACAGAAAUCCUAUGAGACGGCAUAUCAGGAGCUUGAACAAGAACGGGCGACGCUCUCCCGGUUUGACGGUCAACUGAAGGAGCUCGAAGGGGUCAUCAGGGCGAAGAAGAAAGCACUCGUUGGUGCUGAUGCUGAUUUAACCAAGUUGGACCAUGCGAUACAGAAUCUGGAGAAGGAGCGAAAAGCUGCGGUCCAUCAGGUUGACUCUUCGGAGAAAAAUUACGAGUGGAUUUUGCAGGAGCACGAUCAGUUCAACAGGCCUGGAGGCAAGUAUGACUUUCGGCAGUGUGAUAUGGGCAAGCUCAGGGAGGAGGUGAUCGAGCUGGAGAACAAGCAGAAGGUGCAGAGGAAGAAAGUCAAUUAUAAGGUGGUGAAUAUGAUUGAUGACGUUGAGAAGAGGGAGUUAUCUCUACAAAACAUGCUUGAAACGGUGCUGGGCGACAAGAAGAAGAUUGAACAGACUAUCGAGGAGCUCGAUCGAUAUAAGCGGGAUGCACUUCAGAAUACGUGGACAAAGGUGUCUAAAGAUUUUGGCGACAUCUUCCGAGAGCUCCUGCCAGGAAAUUACGCCAAGCUCCAACCGCCUGAAGGCCUCGACAUGACUGAGGGCCUAGAAGUCAAAGUCCAGCUCGGCAUGGUGUGGAAGCAAAGCUUGACGGAGCUGAGUGGAGGACAGAGAUCCCUCAUCGCUCUGUCGCUUAUCAUGGCCUUGCUCCAAUUCAAACCUGCUCCAAUGUACAUCCUUGAUGAGAUCGACGCGGCACUGGAUCUGUCACAUACGCAGCAUAUCGGGCAUCUAUUCCGGACACGGUUCAAGGGGUCGCAGUUUAUUGUGGUGUCAUUGAAGGAGGGAUUGUUUACAAAUGCAAAUGUGUUGUUCAGAGCAAGGUUCAGGGAUGGGACAUCAAUUGUGGAGCGGACCGCUAGUAGGAGUGGAUCAAUACUAUAUACGGAGGAGGGGCAGGAAGGGAGGGGAGGCAGGAGAAGAUAAUUCUUGGCUGCAGAUAAGUUAUUUACUGUGAUAUGUAUUGGUUGCAAUGUAUGACUUGACCAUUGUAUGUUCUUUUCUGUUACUAUUGUUGAUAGUCUAGGAUUGGUAGGAAUACCUGGUAUAUCUGACUCAAUUGCUUCCAUUCAUCAUCUGAAAA
Guyanagaster necrorhizus is the source of this 1461-nucleotide messenger RNA. RefSeq names its product P-loop containing nucleoside triphosphate hydrolase protein. Bases 183 to 1304 code for a protein of 373 amino acids. The transcript has 6 exons. The record is from RefSeq and is a predicted model, not a curated record. Lineage: Eukaryota; Fungi; Basidiomycota; Agaricomycetes; Agaricales; Physalacriaceae.